Sordaria macrospora k-hell is the source of this 780-nucleotide messenger RNA. RefSeq lists its product as uncharacterized. NCBI's taxonomy places the organism in Eukaryota, Fungi, Ascomycota, Sordariomycetes, Sordariales, Sordariaceae. The record is from RefSeq and is a predicted model, not a curated record.
AUGGCUCGGUCUCCUUCUGCUGCCACCACCGGGGAAAAUAAGCCGGCUACGGUGAAGAGGAAAGGCACGAGAAGCGUCUCUACCCUCACUCCUUCACAGCUAGCUAGAAAGCGAGCAAAUGAUCGGGAAGCACAACGCGCAAUAAGAGCUCGCACCAAGGAGCUCAUUGAAAGGCUACAGCGCGAGUUAGAAGAGUCGAGGGGAAGGGAGAACCGCGAUGGAAUGGUUCGUGAACUGCUGCAGAAGAACAAGGCAUUGGAGCACGAAGUGCGAACAUUAAGGGAAGCCCUUGGCAUCGGGAACCGCCCGUUCCCACAAUCUGGCUACGAGGUAGAUGGACUGCAAACUUCGCCAUCAACGGGCCGCGGGGCAUCCUUCCCCCAAGGCUCUACGGACUAUGGUGCCCCAGCAAGCUUUGGGUCAUCUUACCUGCCUACUCCUGAACCUUGUGAAUCAUGGCCCCCGGUGGUCCCCGUAUCCUCAGUAACGGUUCCUUCAGUGGUCUCAAGUCCGUCUUCAUCCACGGGGCAUCCUGACGAGUACGUGGCUAGCCACGUCCCCACAAGCGUCCCUUCAUCCUUGAUGGACUCUUCUGUGAUGGGCCAAGCUACGGGAAUCUCUUGCCUGGACGGCAUGAAGGUUAACUACGAGGACAUGGAAUCUGACCGCGGAUACUGUCCGACCAGCGUUCCACAGUCACAACCCUCGUAUCUCCCCCAGCAGUCCUGGUCUAUGUACCCGACACCAACCUACUAUCCACCUCAGUCGCCUACGGUUUGA